Molecule: messenger RNA, 441 nt
Organism: Sparassis crispa
Lineage: Eukaryota; Fungi; Basidiomycota; Agaricomycetes; Polyporales; Sparassidaceae
Exons: 7
Coding region: 1-441 (146 amino acids)
Source: RefSeq, a predicted model, not a curated record
AUGUGCUUUGUUUAUCUGAUUGCUGCGCUCUCUCCGGGAUACUUAAGUCACAUACCGAGCGAGCUGAUCGAAAGUACCUUUGUGCCGUUGUUCAUAGGUCUUCUGGGCUCCGCCAUUCUUUUCGGCGUAACAAAUGUUCAAACAUUCAUAUAUUUUCGACAAUAUCCAGAAGACACAAUCUGGAAUAAGUUGUCUAUAUGUUACCUAUGGCUGCUUGAUGCUCUUCAUUUUGCGUUCUCCGGGUAUUUCGUAUACUCCUAUACAAUGCGCUUGCUGGGUGGACCGAUAUCUCUGGGCUUUCUUUGGAGCUGUGGGGCUGAAGUCAUGGUAAUGGGAACAAUCAUGAUCUCAGUGCACACGCUGUAUACAAUCCGAAUCUGGAAAUGUAUGUGGUUCACACGGUUUGUCCAAACCCUACAUCCAUAUGGUUAUAUGUCUUAG